Porites evermanni is the source of this 1512-nucleotide messenger RNA. The record is from the annotation of a GenBank genome assembly. NCBI's taxonomy places the organism in Eukaryota, Metazoa, Cnidaria, Anthozoa, Scleractinia, Poritidae.
AGAAGACAGCAAUGGAUUAAACUGGUAAACAGAAAGGAUGAAAAGGGGCGAAAAUGGCAACCUACAAGUGAUUCAAGAAUAUGCAGUAUUCACUUCCCAGAGGGAAGACCCACAAUUCAAAAUCCUUACCCUACAAUAAAUUUAGGAUAUACAUCUGUUGCAAACAGUAAAAAAGGAAGAAAGAGGCCAUUAGUUAGGGAAACAACACCUUUAACUAAAAAGGCAUGUCAUUAAAAGAGUACUUCGGAGUCUCCUGCAUUGUCCUAUGAUGAGCCAUCAGCCCCUCCACAUCCUCAAAAUUCAGACAAGAUUGAUAUACCAGUACAUCACAAUAGUGGAACUGGCAACAACUCUAGUCAAACUGAUGUUAAUACACAGGCUAAUAAUAAUUGUAUUUGUAAUGAUAACACUAUGAAAUCUGAAAACAACUGCCACAGGAAUGACAAGAAUGUAAACAUAAUAUCUGCUAAAGAAAAUGAAAUACAUUUCUUAAAAAAGCUGGUGGAAAAAGAAAGGAGGGAAGUUGCAUUUUGGAGAAAGAAAUUUGUAAACAAGCAGCCACCAGCGUUUAGUGCCAAACUUUUAAAUACUGACAAAGAAAUUAAGACUUUCCUUGGAUUGCCAAAUAAGACAGCCUUUGAAGUCUUAUUCAAACUGCUUGAGAAAAAAGCUCCAAAAAUAAAAUACUGGCAAGGUCCAAAAAAGUAUUCUUCACAAAAUCGCAGGAAUUUUUCAAGCACACCAAAAAAGUCCGGACCUAGGAGGUUAUUGUCUGUCAAAGAUGAACUUAUAUUGACACUUAUGACACUUAGACUAGGGUCCUUGAAUGCAGACCUAGCUGUUCGCUUUCAAAUAUCUGAGACAACUGUAAGCAAGGUAAUAAACACGUGGGUUCGAUUCUUGGCAAAGGAGCUGAAGUGCCUAAUCUACAAUCCAUCGAAAGAUGUUUCUUUGCAGCACUUGCCUAAAAAGUUCAACAAUGCAAAGUACAGGAGUGUUAGGCACAUCAUAGAUUGUACAGAAAUGUUUAUUGAAACUCCAAAGGACCCCAAGGUGAAAGCUGCAACAUGGUCAGACUACAAACAUCAUCAUACACUGAAAUUGCUGGUCUCCAUAAUGCCAUGUGGCUCAUUUAAUUUAAUUUCAGAGGCUUGGGGUGGUAGAGCAUCAGAUGUUGCUAUUACUCGAAACUCGGGUUUCUAUGACAUUCUUGAAUAUGGGGAUGAAGUCAUGGCAGACAAAGGGUUCACCAUUGCAGAGGAUCUUUUAGUAAGGCAUUGCCAAUUACACAUCCCAACAGGAAAAAGGGGCAGUGAACAAAUGAGAAAGGAAGAUGUUACAAAAACAAAAGAGGUUGCGAAUUUAAGAAUUUUUGUUGAGCAGGCAAUUCGCCGACUUAAAACAUUCAAAAUAUUGAAGCAUGAAAUGCCCAUCUUACUCUUGGAUAAAUUUGAUGAUAUUGUCACUAUCUGUGCAGCAUUGUGCAACUUGUACCCAAAGCUUUGCACUUGA